GAUUUUAAAGCACCAAUAUCCGCGACCUGAUUGGCUCCAGCCGAUUCCACGUCAUCCGAGAAUCAGAGACUGUCAUCUCGAGACUUCACCUGGUAGGCUAGUCUAACAACUCGCAGCUGUCGUCAGCAGAGUAGCCGCAGCCGGAUGGAUGACAAGGGAUUCGAGGGAGAUGAAGGCCAAGGACUUGCAACGAAGAAUCCGUGGCGGAAGCAUGAGGCCAUCUGGCAUUCCUUGGCACGCUAUUGGGAGCGAUCGAAACAAGCUCACAUGGCGGUCUCACUGGGAACGCAAGUCAUUUCCAAUUUACAGAUUCCCUACAUAUAACUAUAGGGUACUUCUCCAUCUCGGGGAGGUUGAUGGAUUAUUGAAUGCAACACGCAGGGCCGGUCCUGAUCGCGGCGUCAUUGCCGUAUUCGUCGAGACGGAUGGUUGCCUGGCUACUUUAGGUGUAUACGCUGUCUGGGUGAUCCAUGAGGAGACUGCGGUGGUGAUAUUGUCGGAAUAAUCAGAAUUUAGCUGAAGACAUCAUCUGAAGAUGACUAGAUUCACUACUGCUCUAAUCCUUUUUUUCCC
Molecule: messenger RNA, 573 nt
Organism: Aspergillus homomorphus CBS 101889
Lineage: Eukaryota; Fungi; Ascomycota; Eurotiomycetes; Eurotiales; Aspergillaceae
Exons: 1
Coding region: 149-505 (118 amino acids)
Source: RefSeq, a predicted model, not a curated record